AUGGCCAAGAAGGCGCGCCAGAGAAUAAGCUAUGUCCUUGAGCUUGAUCACUCCUCGUCUGGCGGCCACCGGCUCGGUGUGAAUGGUCUUGCCGUAGAUCGCGAUAACUCUAUCCUCUACUCUGGAGGUAGAGAUGGUGUCGUAUGCGCCUGGGACCUUGACCUAGACCUUCAGGGCCAUCGCAACGACUCCUCCAACCCUAGCUCGAAACCACCUAAGUCGACCACCAAGUUCCGCGCCUCGGCCCAAGCCCACACCCACUGGGUCAACGAUAUCGUCCUCGCCUCCAAUAAUUCCGCUCUCGUCUCCGCUUCCUCCGACUUGACUGUCAAAGUAUGGCGACCGUCGCUGGGAGACACCGACGCUCACACCAUCGGCCAGCAUGCCGACUACGUCAAGUGUCUUGCCACUCCGACCGCUGGGGACUGGGUAGCGUCAGGCGGCCUGGACCGAAAGAUAUGCCUGUGGGAUCUGAACGGCGGAGGGAAGUCCUUGGAGAUCGACGUGAGCGGCGAAGAGGUAAAGGAGAAGGGAUCCGUAUAUGCUUUGAGUGCAGGCCGAAGCAUCCUGGCGAGCGGUGGCCCAGAGUCGAUAGUACGGCUGUGGGAUCCCAAGUCGGGCAAGCGUAUCACCAAGUUUGUGGGACAUACCGACAACGUCCGUGCCAUUCUCAUGAACGGAGCCGGCGACACCGUCAUGACAGCCAGUUCAGACCAGACCGUCAAAGUGUGGAGCGUCACCGCCGGUAGGUGUAUGUACACGCUCACCAUGCACAACGACAGCGUCUGGUCGCUGUCCUCCGCGGACCCGGACCUCUCAGUCUUCUACAGUAGCGACCGAUCUGGUCUGAUAGUCAAGACCGACACACGGGGAACCCUUGAGAUGGACGAGGGCUUGUCUGUCGCUGUCGCGCAAGAACACGAUGGCGUCAACAAGGUUGUUGCCUGCGGAGAUUACAUCUGGUCCGCAACCUCUAGUUCUUCAGUGAACAGAUGGACAAACGUCGAGACUGGCCCAGACGCUCCGCUCCCGGAGGCGUUUAGACGCAUGCGGAGCGGAAGCACAACCUCAAGAUCCAGGCAGGCAUCCGUAACAUCCAUCAAUGGCUCCACCAAGAAGGAAAUUCCCGCCAAAUCUAUUUUGAAGAUGUCCAACACCGCAUCAUUUCCGCCCGACCUUGGUCCGUAUAGCCCUUCCGAGUCUAACCUGACCCCUGGCACCAUGAGCAGGAAAAACUCGGAUAUCCUAGGCGACUCAAUGAUACCCGUAGUCGAGCCGAUUCACCACCUCCCCGAGGAGACCAUCGAAGGGCAGAAUGGGCUGGUCAAACAUAAACUCCUCAACGAUCGCAGGAGGGUCUUGACCCUGGAUACUGCUGGUGAUGUUCUGCUGUGGGAUCUUAUAAGGUGUGAAGUAAUUCAAAGGUUCGGGAAGAAGCACCUCGAGGACGUUGAGCCCGAAGUCAACACCCUCGAAGCUGUCGCGCCCUGGUGCUCCAUUGAUACUAGCUCUGGAAACUUGACGGUGGUUUUGGAGCCUUUCAACUGUUUCGACGCCGAGAUGUAUGCCGACGAGCUGUCCUUAGACGAGCCAGUGGAUUUUCGGGAAGACCAGAGAAUCAACCUCGGGAGAUGGAUACUUCGAUAUCUGUUUGCUAAGCUGAUUGACGAGGAGAUUAGACGAGACGAGGUGUACAGACAGAAGCUCAACGGAAGUGUAGAGCAACGGCAGGCCGCGACUCGUCUCAAUCCACCAAUGUCGAUAACGAUACCCACCAGCAAUAGCCAUGCCUGGAACCAGAGCGACUCUCCUGUGGCGACGCCGAGGGCAAAUGGAAGCAACUAUCCGAUGACGCCAACAUUGGGGAUAGGGUUUGCGACGCCAGGCGGCUAUCUGCCAGGAGUGUCUGAGAAGGUGGCCACCCCCAUUAGUCCGAACGGCAAGCGAUUGUCGAAUAUGAGCCGGCCGUCUGGCGAGGACUAUUUCUCCAGUGGCAUCAGCUCAGCAGAUGCACCAUCUAAAAUGGCGACGACUCCGGCAGCGACAGACCAACAAACUGCCAAGGAUGAGACCCCGAAGACUCCAGCAGAUAUGAAGGAGAAGGAUAACUCGAAAUCUCCAACCACGGCUUUCGGCAAGAAGUUCCGGAUGGGCAUGUCUUUUGGUAGUAAGAAGGUGAAUAGAUCAGCGUCGACCAAUACCGAAAAGCCUACAGUGGUCGAGGAGAAGGCAGAAGAGACCAAGUCGGAGUCGUCUUCCAACCAUGAGAAGGAGGUGGAUGACAACUUCCGCGGCGUCAUUCAGAAGAUACACCACGACUACGAAAGGCAACUGCUUGAGAACCCAGGGAAAAUGGUCGAAACCAAGGUAACACCGGGUCUGCCUAUCGACACGCCAGUACUAAAGCUCCCAUCUGGCACACGAGUCAUCAUACAGGAAGAGACGUCUGGCGGCAGUGCCAAUCUGUACCGUGGCACGGUACUGACUGUCGGCGUCGAUGCCGACGUUAUCGAAGAGAAAGCACCGAUGUGGUUAGGUGAAGUUCUCUUGACCAAUGCGAUCCCACAGAAGGACCCGAUCAAGGUCUCAUUCGUAUUGCACCCAUGGCAAGACUCGCUGCCUGGCAUUGCAUCAGCUGACGGCAACAAUCGGCUCAACGCAAAUAGAAUGUUACGGGUGAAGAAGAUCCUGGCCUAUGUGGCCGAGAGGAUCGACCCAGCUCCCGAGGAGCCGGAACCGGAUGCGCUGAAGCCAGAGGAGUAUUUGGAGCUAUAUUGCAAUGACCAAUUACUGCCGAACACGAUGAGUCUGGCAACACUACGUGCGCAUAUUUGGAAAGGCGGCAAUGAUGUCGUCUUGUACUACAAGGCAAACGGUCGGAAGGAGAUACCCAGAGAACCCCUAGAGCCCCAAGUGGAGGAGCCAGUGGCCACCGAGGUUGACACAGCACCUCUGUUGCCCGCCACAGCUACCGUCGCAGGCUGA
Molecule: messenger RNA, 2985 nt
Organism: Anthostomella pinea
Lineage: Eukaryota; Fungi; Ascomycota; Sordariomycetes; Xylariales; Xylariaceae
Source: the annotation of a GenBank genome assembly